Molecule: messenger RNA, 1989 nt
Organism: Penicillium soppii
Lineage: Eukaryota; Fungi; Ascomycota; Eurotiomycetes; Eurotiales; Aspergillaceae
Product: amine oxidase
Exons: 3
Biological process (GO): amine metabolic process
Molecular function (GO): primary methylamine oxidase activity; quinone binding; copper ion binding
Source: RefSeq, a predicted model, not a curated record
AUGUCAGACAUGCACCCUUUUGAUCCUCUGAGUCCUCAGGAAAUCACUCAGGCAGCUUCGAUUGUGCGACAGUUAUUCCCGGGGAAAUGCCUAAAUUUCCGCGUCAUCACUUUGAAAGAGCCUCCGAAGCAAGACAUGAUAGUGUUCCUUGAGGAGGAGCAUCUUGGACAGAAAACAUCUCUCCGUCCUCUGCGGACCUCUCGUGUUGAGGUUAUCGCUCGUGGUGACUCGGAAACAACCGAACUCAUCGAGCUUCUGGUUGAUCUCGACCAUGCUGCUGUUGUUAAACAGGAGGUAUUGGUGGGAAAACAUUCAUAUAUUGACUCGGCUUAUAUGAAAGCUGUCGAGAAUGCUUGCUUGGCAGAUGAGAGAGUACAGUCUGAAGUUGAACGACUGAAGCUUCCUCCAGGUGCAUCGGUUGUGGUCGAAGCGUGGGCUUACGCUACCGAUGGCAUGAACGAUAUGUCGGAACGGACAAGCAUGUGUUGGUUUUAUAUGAGACUAGUGGAUAAUCCCGAGGCCAACUAUUACGCCUAUCCACUUGACUUGUGUGCAGAGGUCUCCGAGCAGCUCAAUGUCACAAAGGUCUAUUAUCUUCCUUCUUCUGAGAGUGACAGUGUUCACAAAGAACCAAGACCAUACGAUUUUUGCAAACUUCACUCACCCGACAUGAGUGAAUAUCACCCUAGUUUGCGACCGCCACCCCGAGCAUCCACCAAACCCUACCAGGUUAUUCAACCAGAAGGAGUUUCCUUCAAAUCCGAUGGGAAUUUGUUGACUUGGGAGAAAUGGACUAUGCGGGUGGGCUUUAACUAUCGCGAAGGUCUGACAUUGCAUGACAUCCGUUACGACGGGCGUAGUCUAAUCUAUCGGCUGUCUUUGUCAGAGAUGUUUGUACCUUAUGGUGACCCUCGGGCUCCAUACCCUCGAAAGGCAGCAUUUGAUCUUGGAAACGAUGGUGCUGGAAUCAACGCAAACAAUCUACAACUAGGUUGUGAUUGUCUUGGUCUGAUCAAGUACUUUGACGGCUGGCACAACACCUCAUUGGGAGAACCAUUGAAAUUACCGAAUGUUGUUUGUUGUCAUGAGCAAGAUGAUGGGAUCUUGUGGAAACACACAAACUUCCGCACAGGAAAUACUGCAGUAGUCAGGUCUCGUGUUUUGGUUCUCCAGACUAUUAUCACUGUCAGUAACUAUGAGUAUAUCUUUGCUUUCCACUUUGGUCAAGAUGCUUCGAUUCAUUACGAAGUCCGGGCCACUGGGAUUUUAUCAACCGCUCCAAUCAACAUUGGCGACAAAGUUGGCUAUGGCACCAUUGUUGCCCCUGGUGUUCUCGCGCCCUAUCAUCAGCAUUUGUUCUCUCUUCGCAUCGAUCCUGCGAUUGAUGGUGUUGCAAACUCGUUGCAGGUUGAAGAGUCUGUUCCUUUGCCUUUCAACGACCCAUCGGUUUGCAAUUCUUUUGGAAUUGGAUAUACAACAGAGUCAAAUAUUGUGGAAAAGGAAGGUGGACUGGAUCUCGAUUUCACCAAGAAUCGUACAUUCAAAAUUAUCAACGAGGCAAAAACCAACCCUAUCACCGGUACGCCGGUUGGAUUCAAGUUGUCGCCAUGCUAUAGCCAAUUACUACUUGCCCAUCCCGAAUCUUUCCACGCCAAGCGAUCUGAAUUCGGGGCUCAUGCAGUAUGGGUGACUCGGUAUCAAGAUGACGAACUUUUUCCGUCUGGCAUGCAUACUAUGCAGUCCCUCGGUGGAGAGGGUAUUCACUCAACAAUCGCUCAGCGAAAACAUGAUACUUCAAAAUCAACAGUCCGACACAAAGAUAUUGUCAUAUGGCACACUUUUGGAUCCACGCACAAUCCGAGAAUCGAGGAUUGGCCUGUGAUGCCGUCUGAAAAGAUGGUAGUCGGGCUCAAGCCGGUCAACUUUUUCACAGCAAACCCUGGGCUGGAUGUUGCCACAUCAACUCAAGAGAACAACAAGAGCAUUCUU